AUGCAGUCAAUCAUCCAGCACCGCAGGAUCCGCAGAAAGAUCGAGCAACAAUUUGUUACAAAACAUGAGAAGCCCGGGGAUGUCUGGACCCACGAGGGCCGCUACGAUUACCAUGAAGGAGAGAUCCACACGUAUCCUCGCGAGCCAGCGGAUGACUGGGCUGCCGGACAAAGGAGGGAACACGGCCAUCGCACUUUGAUAUCUGGGCCGGCCCUUCAACCUCGCCAUACCGCUCGAUCACAUUUGGGGCGGGAAGGAGAUAUCGAGGGCGCGGAGAUGGACCCGUCAAUCUCAACGGAUCCGCAUACCAUCAAUGCAGAAGAGACGCUGGGAAACACGGCUGAUAUUAUGGUGACUGGCGUUGAAAGAUCUUGGCCAUCUGACCAUGCGACUGAUAGUGAGACUGAUGUUGAGUCAGAGAAAAGGAACAAAGUCAUCAUCGUCACAUUUGAAGGUGACUAUGACACGAUGGAUCCUCACAACUGGACAUUCAGUCGUCGGGCGUUUACGACUAUUCUCACUUCACUUACUGCUUUUGUGAUCUUCUGGGCAUCCACAAUCGAUGCCACUGCUUACGAAACCACCAAAAAAGUGUAUGGUACCGGCUCUGUGGUUCAGACUUUACCGACUGCUAUGUAUUUGAUUGGUACUGGACUAGGCGCAGUAGUUACAGGACCUAUAUCAGAAGUCGUCGGACGCAACCCCGUGUACAUCCCCACCAUGAUUGGGUUCAUGUUGUUCGACAUGGGCGCAGGGCUUUCCCAAACAGCGGCACAGCGAAUUGUUUGCCGUGGUUUAGCUGGUUUCUUCGGGUCUGCCCCGGCGAUUUUAUCAGCAGCAUCCCUCGUGGACGUCUGGUCACGCAUCGAACGAGUCUACGCCUUCCCUAUCUUUGCAAUAAUCAUCUUCACGGGUCCAUUGGUGGGACCAGUACCAGGAGCAUUCGCCGUCAAUUCACAUUCGGUAAGCUGGCGCUGGGUCGACUGGAUGACCAUAAUCCUGGCAGGACUCGUCCUGAUCCCGGUUGUGUUCUUCCUGCCCGAGACAUACAGCCCGGUCCUGCUGUACUGGAAAGCGAAAGAGCUCCGCCGCCUGACAGGCGAUGACCGGUACCGGUCUCCACUAGAGUUCAGAAGAGCCACAUUCGCCUACCGCUUGCGUGCCUCACUAUACCGACCAUUUCAGCUUUUUAUGACAGAACCAAUCAUCAUGAUCCAUGCGGUCUCCCUCUCCCUCCUCUUCAUAGUCCUCUACACAUUCAUCGGGGGUUUCGUCUUCAUCUAUGAGGUAGCAAGCCACUUCAGCCCAACUUCUAUCGCCCUCGCAUUCCUGGCCAUUGAGGUCGGAGUUCUUCUUUCUGCACUGGCAAUCCCGGUUUCAAUGUGGCUCCUCCGUAGAGAAAUCUACCGCAGCCGUGAGAGAGGCCAGCACCGCCCGGACCCGGAGAUCAGUUUGUACAUGUCUAUGUUCGGUGCGCCUUUCGUCCCCAUCUCGCUAUUCUGGAUGGGCUGGACGGCCAAACUCGAAAUCUCGUAUUGGAGUCCAGUCGUUGCUUCGGUCUUUUUUGGCUUCGGGACGAUCUGUCUUUUCAUCUCGGGGUACCAGUACGUUGCCGAUGCGUUCGAGGCAUAUACUGCAAGCGCCCUCUCCUCUCUUCAGUUGCUGCGGCUUAUUUCUGCCGGUGGUAUGAGGAUUGCUGCGGAACCGAUGUAUAUGAGGCUUGGAACUGGAUGGACGUUGACUGUCAUGGGUGGCAUUUCGUUUUUGUUUUUGCCUGUCCCUUAUUUGCUCUACUGGAAGGGGUAUAAAAUACGUGCGUAUAGUCGGUAUGCACGUAGGAAUGAGGGCUGA
Messenger RNA from Penicillium verrucosum, 1851 nucleotides. RefSeq names its product MFS transporter. NCBI's taxonomy places the organism in Eukaryota, Fungi, Ascomycota, Eurotiomycetes, Eurotiales, Aspergillaceae. The record is from RefSeq and is a predicted model, not a curated record. Bases 1 to 1851 code for a protein of 616 amino acids. Gene Ontology annotation, biological process: transmembrane transport. Gene Ontology annotation, molecular function: transmembrane transporter activity. The transcript is spliced from 2 exons.